Molecule: messenger RNA, 2411 nt
Organism: Python bivittatus (Burmese python)
Lineage: Eukaryota; Metazoa; Chordata; Lepidosauria; Squamata; Pythonidae
Source: RefSeq, a predicted model, not a curated record
UUCUACCAUUCUUCCAUUCCUCAGGAGGAAGCUUCUCCUACUCAUGACACUGCAAGCCUUUUGUGGAUGCCAAGGGAAGUGGAAAUUGCCACCAGUGGCUUCAGUGAGGAAAACCGAAUUAGUGAAGGCAUGUUUGCUACUACUUACAGAGGUCAGAGAGAGAAUACUCGCUAUGUUGUUAAAAAGCUAAAAGAGAAUGAGACACAAAUAUUUUUUCGUACAGAAGUACAAAUCUGCUUUCGAUGUUGCCAUCCUAAUAUUCUACAGUUGUUGGGUUUCUGUGUAGAAAGUGGACUUCACUGCUUGAUUUACCCCUACAUGGAAAAUGGAUCACUGCUGGACAGGCUACAGUGUCAGGAUGGUUCUGAAGCAUUAACCUGGGAGAAACGCACCAGAAUAUCUUUGGGACUAAUUAAAGCCAUUCAGCAUUUACAUCACUUUGGAAUUAUUCAUGGGAAUGUAAAAAGUUCCAAUGUUUUGCUGGAUGCAAACUUUGUGCCUCAGCUUGGACAUUCUGGUCUUAGGUUGCAUCCUGUGGAAAAGAAAUCAGAAUAUACUGUGAUAAAAACCAAAGUUUUGCAAGCUUCACUAGCUUAUUUCCCAGAAGAUUUUGUCAGGCAUGGGCAGCUAACUGAAAAAGUGGACAUAUUUGCUUGUGGAAUUGUUUUAGCAGAAAUAUUGACUGGCAUGAAAGCAGUGGAUGAAAGAAGAAAGCCUAUUUUUCUGAAGGAUGCCUUGCUUGAAGAACUCAGAGUGGCAAAAGAAUUGUCUUAUGCUAAGGAGAGAAACUUUGAAAAUCUUGCUGCCAUGGAAAUAUGUCACAAAUAUCAAGAUAAGCAAACAGUUUGCUUGCCGGAAACAACCGCUUUACGUUUGGCCGCUUCUGUCUGCAUUUGCCUGCGGAAAAAGAAUGCAGAUGCAACAGAGGUGAAUGAAAUUAUGGAAAUUGCAGAUUGUCAAACAAGGUCUCAGAACAUGUCUGAAGGAAGCAGAAAUCUUGGAUUCUUCAUCAAUACUCCAGAAGAAACCAAUGAUGAACCAGCUAGUCCCUUCUGUGUUGACGUCUAUGGUAAUAACUAUGAGGGUUGUGCCAAUUCUGGAUCUCUAAACUGUGCAACUGUGUUACCACCUUUUAUAAAAGUUUUACCUCCUGAAACAUACUCUGAGCAGAUGUUACGGGUCCCUUGUGAGUCUGAUGAAUCAUGUAACUUUUCAUGGGACCCUGUAGAACAUGCUGUCUGCUGUCCACCAACCAAAAUCAAUCUGGAGCCAGAAAAUGGUUCUUUCACUAAGUCUGUGAUGUUCACAGCAAAAAAUACAGACUCUGACAGAAACACAAAUCAACAGGAGAGAAAAAAUGUUGGCGCUGCUUGUUCCUCACAAGCUUUAAUGAAAGAAAUAAAGAUCAAUGAUAAAAAGAAGCAACUAAUGGAAAAAAUAGCAUUAUAUGAUGAAAAUAAGAUAAACAGUUAUGACCUCUUUGAAUCUUCAAUAUAAAUACAUUUCUAUCAAUUAUGUCUUCAGAAGAUGGGGCAUUUCUUCAAGCGAAAAAAUGUAUUUUUUUUAAAUUAUUGUUGUACUUACUGUAUAUACAGUACAAGAAAGCUACAUUGAUGUUACAUAAUGAGAGCAUGUUUCAAAUUGUAUAUGGAUUUCUCUUAUUUUCUUGCUCUGAUUGAAAUUAUUUUGAUGGAUCUAGCCAAAAUAGUAGCUUAAGCAAAAGAAAGAAGAGAUAAAAGAGCAGCAUCCUCAGUUGCAGCUGAUUGCUGGCUGGUGUUUUCUCUGAAAAAAGUGGUAUUUUUCUUGAUUUGUACAUGGCAUUGAAUUGGAUGAUCAUUAGGUCUCUGUGAAAGUUGACUGUGAUUUGUAAGAUAAUGACUCAAACCUGGGGUAUGUGUAUGUGUAUAUAUUUCUUGCUGCUUAAGGACUUACUGCUUGAGGAAAAGCAUUAUGAACGGAUUCCACUAAAAGGUAUUAAACUGAAGGAGCAGUAAUAAAGUUUUAUCUGUUGUGCUCAAUAUAUAAAAGUUCAUUAGAUAGUCCCCUCUGCACUGUGAUAAGCACUGUAGAACAUUUAAUCAUAAUAGAAGGAAUUCUACAACUGGAAGGUAAUACAGUAUACAUCUGAAUAGCAGAUACUGGGGAUAAAAAUAUAUGGUUUCUUUCUGCCAUGUGGAUGUGGGGUGUAAUCUGGAACUGGUAUUACUUAGUAUUAUUUAUUGUAUCUCUUGUUUUGAUUUAGGAAAUUCUAUUAUAUAUUAUAAUGUAAUAAAUAAUAUCUAUAUGUAGUAAUGAUAAUUCAGAGGUUUUUAAAACUAGUUGUAGUAGCAUCAAGAACAUACUAAUGUCCUCCUCCUCAUUCUUCUAUAUCAGUGUUUCUUAAAGUGUGGUCCAAGGACCCCUGGGGGUCC